Saprolegnia parasitica CBS 223.65 is the source of this 651-nucleotide messenger RNA. RefSeq lists its product as hypothetical. Bases 1 to 651 code for a protein of 216 amino acids. The record is from RefSeq and is a predicted model, not a curated record. The transcript has 2 exons. Lineage: Eukaryota; Oomycota; Saprolegniomycetes; Saprolegniales; Saprolegniaceae.
AUGGGCUUGACGGGCUUCCACGACCCGACGAUGCCGCAGGCUGCGAUCGCGCCGCCGCCGACGAGCAUGCCGGCCAUGGGGGGUGGGUACCCCGACGCACCGAUGGCGAAUGACCCGGCACGCGGCCUUGUACGCGCCGCCGACACACAGCCCAUUGUGGCCGACGGCUUUGGCUCGAGCGUCGGCAAUGCGGAGCUCACUGCGUUUUAUGGCAACACGGUGUCGAUCAACCAAGCGGUGCCGCCGCCGCCCGUCAUGUCCGGUCCGCCGGCCCACCAGAUGACGGCCGCACCGGCGAUGCCGCCAGCCCCCGCGCCGCGCAAGAGCAUUCCACCGCAGUUCAAGAUCUUCAAUCCCAAGCUGGCCCAGCAAAACCACAGCCAGGACGUUAGUGGUCGUCCCCAGUCGGCCGGCCACCAGCACCCCGAGCCCGCAACAUCGGCGACGUCGUUCGGUCCGAGCUCGGGCCCGUCGGCCUUUGCCCCGCAGCAGCCGUCGUUUGGGACGUACCACGCGGCGCCCACGUACAACACGUCUGCUUUUGGCCACCAACAGCAGCAGCAGCAGCACGCGUUUCCGCCGUCGCCUGAUGGGCGCUACGUGCAAGAAGAGUCGGUGGACUUUUCGGCCCACACGAGCGCCCUGCAGUAG